AUGAACAUUCGAAAUUUUUUUUUGUUCGAAAAUAUUCUGCUGCCAUCUGGUAUUGAGUUGACAGAGUGCAUUCUUCGAACCAUGUGCAUUUUGUUUUUGUUUAUCAAUUCUUCAGGCGGAAUUUUUUAUGAUGAUUUCGUUAAAAUAUUUCAUUAAAUCUAGUUUUUUAUCAACAGAUAUUUUGGCCAUACAAUAUCGUCAUAGAUCGAUUCGUAGUCGAUUAAAAUCAAAUGUAAGAAAUACUGGACAACAGCGAUCGACAAUAAUUAAAUCACCAAUCGAUGAUGAAAAAUAUCAUGAUCAUGAUUUUGAUUAUGAUCAUCCUAAUCAACGACAGCCACGAAAAUCAUUAAAACAAUUAUUCAAAGAUGAUCAUAAUAAUCGAUUGUUAAGUGAGCAAAAAAUCGAUUCAUUUGUUAAUGCUCUAUACGAAGAGGAUCGAAAACAUCAAAAGAAAUCAUCGAAUCAAAAACGUAAUUUUAUUGAAAAACUUCAUAAAAAAUAUGAAAAUCAUCAACAAGAAACAAAUGAAACGAAAAAGAAAAAAGACAUUAUUCCUCUUCCAUAUGAAAUUAAUGAAGAAAAUCGAUUUGAUAUUAUUAAUGACAUAGUAAUGCCGUUGCAUAGGAUUUCAUAUGGUGAACAAUUGAAACGAAAAUUAUACAUGAACAAAGAUGUACUUCGAUCAUUCGGAUCGAAACUUCGUCAUGUAAAUCAAUCGAUUCUUCUAAGUAAUAAUGAUAUGCCAUGCACAUUGGAAUCGGUAAGACCAUCACCAUUAACAGAACGUUAUCGAAAUAAAGAUGAAUUCAGUAUUUGGCCCGGUAUCGAUGGUAAUCCUAAAACAGUGGGUUUUUUCGUUGGACAACCAUCAAAACAUGAUCGAGUAAUUUGCGUCGAGCCUGAUCAUCUAAUAAUUACCAAACAAAGUCAUAUUGAUUUAGCAAAAAAAUUUCAACAAUAUCUUCGUGAUGUUUCGCCAUUAGAUGUUUGUCAAAAUUAUGGUCUCGGUGGACAUUGGCGUAGGGUUCAUAUUCGUUCGAAUCGUAAUGAUGAACAUAUGUUAACAGCCAUAUUACAUCCACAAAAUCUUGAUGAUAAUAGUCUUCAAGAAGAAAUGGAUAGAAUACGAAAUUAUUUUGCUGAUGAUCCUCUAAUAUCAUCAUUGUAUUUUCAUGCAACUAGGCAUACACGAUCUACUCAUACAAAUGAACAAUAUCAUCAUUUAGCCGGUGAUCGAACAAUAUCGGAACAAUUAUUUGAUAAAAAAUUUGUCAUUUCUCCAAGUUCAUUUUUUCAAGUGAAUACAUUGGGCGCUGAAAUACUAUAUCGUGCCAUUAUGACCGAAAUGAAUCUGACAAAAAAGACUACAGUACUGGAUCUUUGUUGUGGAACCGGUACAUUAGCCAUAUUGUUAAGUGAUCAGGUUAGACGUGUUAUAGCUAUUGAUUCAUCAGAAUCAGCUAUCGCUGAUGCUAGAAAAAAUGCUGAAAUAAAUGGUGCACGUAAUAUUGAAUUUAUUACCGGUACUGUCGAACAAGAACUUCCACGAUUAUUGUCCGAUUCAUAUCUGAAAAAACCUGUAGUAGCUAUUGCUAAUCCAUCACGUCGUGCAUUACAUCCACAUGUUAUUCGAACAUUACGACAAAUGUCAUUUAUCAAUCGUUUAGUAUAUGUUUCCUGUAAACCACAAGGUGAUGCUUUGAGAAAUUUUGUUCAGCUUUGUUCAUCAACAACAACUAAUUAUGAUAAUAAUGAAUCACCAUUCAUACCUAUAAAUGCAAUACCUGUUGAUCUAUUUCCACACACUGAACAUUGUGAAUUAAUUGUAACAUUCGAACGUUUUUGA
Molecule: messenger RNA, 1849 nt
Organism: Dermatophagoides pteronyssinus (European house dust mite)
Lineage: Eukaryota; Metazoa; Arthropoda; Arachnida; Sarcoptiformes; Pyroglyphidae
Product: tRNA (uracil-5-)-methyltransferase homolog B-like
Biological process (GO): RNA processing
Molecular function (GO): RNA binding; RNA methyltransferase activity
Source: RefSeq, a predicted model, not a curated record